Messenger RNA from Brachypodium distachyon (stiff brome), 2337 nucleotides. RefSeq names its product beta-glucosidase-like SFR2, chloroplastic. Bases 76 to 2031 code for a protein of 651 amino acids. Gene Ontology annotation, biological process: carbohydrate metabolic process. The transcript has 11 exons. Lineage: Eukaryota; Viridiplantae; Streptophyta; Magnoliopsida; Poales; Poaceae. Gene Ontology annotation, molecular function: beta-glucosidase activity. The record is from RefSeq and is a predicted model, not a curated record.
GCUGCUUCCCGCCACUCCUAUUUUUCUCGUCCAGAAAAAAAAGAACAAAGAAAUUAGUAAAGUAGAUUUACGGAAAUGCCAUGGCCGGCCUUCCUGGCGGCGGCGGUGAAGCUGGCGGUGCUGGCGGCGGCGGCGGCGACGGCGGCCAACGCGGCCUCCUACGGGCGGUUCCGGCGCCGCAACCUCCGCCGCAUCGCCUGCCCCAUCGACGACUCGGACGACCCCGUCGCUGACUUCCGCGCCCUCCCCUUGUCUUCCUCCUCCGCCGCCGCCGACUCAGAAGAUGAUGAAUUCUUCUUCGGGCUAGCGACAGCUCCUGCACAUGUUGAGGAUAGGCUUGAAGAUGCUUGGCUUCAGUUUGCAACCGAGCAUUCAUGUGAUGACAAAGAAGCCAUGUGCGACCAAAAGCCAGCUGAUGCAGCGAUGGCGUCUGCUGGUGGUGAUGGAGGCUCUCAGCCUGCUUCUAGGACAACAGGGGUUGAAAAGGGUGCCGUUGGAGAGCAAAGAAAACCUCUCAGAGUUGCCAUGGAGGCUAUGCUCAGAGGAUUUGAAAAGUUUUCUGAUGGUGGAGAAUCUAGUGGUGGCGAUAACUGCAGCCACAACGUUGCUGCUUGGCACAAUGUUCCAAAUCCGCAAGAGAGGCUUAAAUUUUGGUCGGAUCCUGAUACUGAGUUGAAACUUGCUAAGGAAACCGGCAUUAGUGUUUUCCGCAUGGGGGUAGACUGGACAAGGAUAAUGCCUAAGGAACCAACUGAAGACUUAAAGAGCUCAGUUAACUAUGCAGCACUUGAGCGGUAUAGAUGGAUCAUUCAACAAGUUCGUGAUCAUGGGAUGAAAGUAAUGCUUACUCUAUUUCAUCACUCUCUUCCACCUUGGGCUGGGGAAUAUGGGGGGUGGAAGAUGGAAAAAACUGUUAAUUACUUCAUGGAUUUUGUAAGGCUUGUUGUUGACCGUGUGUCAGAUUUAGUGGACUACUGGGUGGUUUUCAACGAACCACAUGUGUUUGUGAUGCUAACUUAUUGUGCUGGUUCUUGGCCUGGUGGAGAUCCUAAUGCACUUGAAGUAGCAACAUCUGCGUUGCCAACUGGUGUAUAUAAUCAAGCUUUGCAUUGGAUGGCUGUUGCACAUGCUGAAGCCUAUGACUACAUUCAUUCAGAAAGCAACAAUGCAAUGAUGCCAAUAGUUGGUGUUUCACAUCAUGUGUCGUUUACACGGCCAUAUGGUCUAUUUGAUGUUGCAGCUGUUACAAUAGCUAAUUCAAUGACCCUAUUCCCUUACAUCGAUAGCAUUUGUGAUAAAUUGGACUUUAUCGGCAUCAAUUACUAUGGGCAGGAGGUAAUCUCAGGAGCUGGUUUAAAGCUUGUGGAUAAUGAUGAAUACAGUGAAUCUGGUCGUGGAGUUUAUCCCGAUGGGUUGUUCCGCGUCCUAAUUAAGUUCAAUGAGAGAUACAAAAGUUUAGACAUCCCUUUUAUAAUUACUGAAAAUGGAGUUUCUGAUGAGACUGAUCUGAUUCGAAAACCAUAUAUACUGGAACACCUAUUAGCCAUAUAUGCGGCCAUUUUAGUGGGUGUGCGCGUGCUUGGUUAUCUAUUCUGGACAACAUCGGAUAAUUGGGAGUGGGCAGAUGGUUAUGGUCCCAAGUUUGGGCUUGUUGCUGUUGACCGUGCCAAUAACCUAGCACGGAAACCUCGUCCUUCAUACUAUUUAUUCUCUAAGAUUGUUGCAACUGGAAAAGUUACGAGACAGGACAGAAUGUCUGCUUGGAGGGAACUGCAACAAGCUGCAAUUCAGAAGAAAACACGACCAUUUUACAGGGAUGUAGAUAAACAUGGUCGGAUGUAUGCAGGAGGUCUAGAUCGGCCUGUUCAGCGUAAUUUUGUAUUGCGGGAUUGGCGUUUUGGUCACUAUGAAAUGGAAGGCUUGCAGGAUCCUUUGAGUUGGUUCGUAAGAUGCAUUACUAGACCAUUUUCGCACAAGAAGAAGAUUCACUACAUUGAGGACGACACAGUUUCGUACUCUAUUUCAUCUUGAGGCCUGAUACGCUAGUUGCUACUUAAGUUCAGUCUUUUGGAUUGUGACAUAAAGAACUUUUGGUUACCUAUCCUCUAAACAAAGAAAAUAAGAAGUUUUGGAAUUGGAAGCUUCACCCUUUGCUGUUUAAUGUAUAUACACUGUUCACCUUAGUAGUAAGUACCUUGUAAAGUCGCUGUUUUGUCUUUUGUUCUUAUAUCCUAUAGAACUUAUAAACAAGUUAAAAUUCUUGAUUUGACUGAAGUUACAGCUAAUUGUUGACCGACUACCUUAUGUUUCACCAAACCAAAAUAUCCUUACCAUCUA